GCUUCUGCUGGUUGAACUCCAGAGUUUCGCCGAAUUCUCCGCACCGCAUAUGUAAAUAAAAUAAAAUAAAGUAAAUUUUUAACGGCUCGGCAAUCUGAAAUAUGUAACAUUGAGGAAAAAGAAUUUGAGGAAAAAUACGAAAAUUCGAAGGAGGAAAAAAUUAUCGGCCGGAUAACAUGUGAUUCUCGGAGAAAAGUGAGGGAACGAGGGUAAACGUCGAGAGGCGGAGAGGUCUUGACAGCAACGGUGAUGCGUUAACGAACGAGAUUGAACGUAGGUUUCCUUCGACGGUGGCGAUGAUCGUUUAACAAACACCGGGCCAUGGAGGACAGUAGCAAGGAACGCCGGGUCCUGCAGCACUAUGUUGCCAAGCAAGACACGUUGCGUCUGGGAAUGCUUGUAGAAGCACUGGAGGAUUUGAAGGAGAGCGUGUUGAGGGUGCGCGUGACCGACACCGUCGGCGGAUCUAAGACCUGGUGCGGCACGGAAUGGCGUUGCCACAAGUACGACCUGAUCCCCGUGUCGCCGAAGGUCUGGCAGUACCUGCUCGCCGUUCAGUCACCUCAGGAGAGAGUACGAUUGGCGAACGACGAGGCUCUGUGCGAACAGAUGAGAAAUGUGUCCGUGAACGAUGUGGUCUGGCACUGCUCCGACCCCGCUAACAGACGUGCCAGAGAACUGGCGUUUGUCAGAUACAUCGGACCCGUGCCGAAACUCGGAUUGGGACAUUACUUUGGCCUUGAACUAGUGGAAAGUCAGGAACUAUCCAAAACAUCCUUAUUGGCCAAAGAAUAUUUUAGCUCCACACAUUGGAAUGCUGCUGCAAUAUUAGCCACUAUAAAUAAUAUAUUACCUUACAAAGAAACCGACUCAAUCUGCGGCAUUGAGAAAACACCGUUCUUGAAAAAUAAUGCAGGAACUGACUAUGCCAACGAUAAGAAAAAAUCUGUGCUUGACAGUACACCAGCUGUUCUGUUAGAACAAUUUACUUUAUUUAACGACAACAAGAACAACAACCAAGAAUCUGUCAAUAUACUGAAGGACCGUCAUCAGGCUGGAAAAUCGGAUCUUGAAAAUGAUGUUAAUAACUAUACCAAAACCAUCGAUCACGCCCUUUUUAAAUGCGGAAAUGGCGAGAAGAACGAAGUCAAAAAAUUCAACAGGGUAGAGAAUAAGGGAGAUUUGAUGGUGGGCUCUAAUGUGAAAGUACUUUUGGAUUCUGAUGUCCAUUAUGGAGUUAUUCGAUGGAUCGGCACACCGUCCGGUACAAGUCCUGGCAAAUUGAUGGCAGCUGUAGAGCUGGAUAAUGGACAUCCUUUAGGUACUGACGGAACUUACAAAGACACCAGGUAUUUCCAUUGUAGGCCUUACAGAGCUGUAUUCACAGACAUCGAACACUGUUCUCAUUACGAAAACACGAAGCUCGACGAACGGCCUGCGCUUACAAAUAACGACAAUUUCGGCAAUAUGGAGAGUUCCGUAAUCGCGGGCAUAGUACGGCCUAUCUCCGUUAAGGGAGACUUGGAAAGCAUAUGCGGGAAGUAUCGUGGUAUUCAAGGUCAUCAUAAUUCGUGCUAUUUGGACGCUACUCUUUUCAGCAUGUUCACAUUUACCAGCGUAUUUGACAAUCUCCUGUUUCGCCCACCGAACGAAAAAGAUUGUCCACAGUAUGAAGAAGUGCAAAGGGUCUUGAGAGAGGAGAUUGUAAAUCCAUUGAGAAAAAAUAUGUUUGUCAGAGCGGAUCGUGUAAUGAAGCUUAGAACGUUGCUCGAAAAACUGUCGUCGGUAUCCGGCCUCACUAGCGAAGAAAAAGAUCCGGAAGAAUUCCUAACGUCAUUAGUCGCCCAGAUCUUGAAUGCCGAACCAUUCCUCAAAUUAAGCUCCGGACAGGACGCCUAUCAUUAUCAGUUGUUUGUCGAGAAGGACGAUCAUUUAAAUCUACCGACCGUGCAGCAGUUGCUGGAACAGAGUUUCCUGACCAGUAAUAUCAGACUGAAGGAAGUUCCUUCCUGUCUCAUCAUACAAAUGCCGCGCUUUGGAAAAUCAUUUAAAAUGUAUCAGAAGAUACAGCCUACGUUACUGCUCGACGUAACGGAUAUUAUCGAAGACUCACCCAGACAAUGUACAGUGUGCGGCAAAUUGGCAGAAUUCGAGUGCAAGGAGUGUUACGGGCAAUGCGGCGUCGGUCUCGAAAGCAUAGCUUUCUGUUCACAGUGCCUCGAAAAAGUACAUCGUCAUGAACGAAGAACGAAUCAUGAACCAAAGAAGCUGACUGUACCUAUGGAGUUUACAAUUCUGCAAGAACAUUGUCCGGUACCGCGUCUGUAUCUGGAGCUAUCCGCGGUGGUCUGCAUCGAAACUUCGCACUACGUUUCAUUUGUAAAAUGCGGCCCUGGCUCGGAAGCACCAUGGUGCUUUUUCGAUUCCAUGGCCGACAGAAAAGGAGAACAAAAUGGAUACAACAUACCGGAGAUGGUGCCAUGUCCAGAUUUUCCUUACUGGUUGAGCGAAGAAGGAGGAAAUUAUUUGACCGAAUUGACAGACGACCGUCAUUUACCGGAACACGCGAAGCGCCUACUUUGCGACGCAUACAUGUGCAUGUAUCAAUCCCCGGAUGUUAUGAUGUACAAAUAA
This is a messenger RNA of Temnothorax curvispinosus, 2634 nucleotides long. It is a transcript of the gene CYLD, whose product is annotated as ubiquitin carboxyl-terminal hydrolase CYLD. Gene Ontology annotation, cellular component: cytosol. The transcript has 12 exons. Bases 322 to 2634 code for a protein of 770 amino acids. Gene Ontology annotation, biological process: protein K63-linked deubiquitination. NCBI's taxonomy places the organism in Eukaryota, Metazoa, Arthropoda, Insecta, Hymenoptera, Formicidae. The record is from RefSeq and is a predicted model, not a curated record. Gene Ontology annotation, molecular function: K63-linked deubiquitinase activity; cysteine-type deubiquitinase activity.